CCAAACUAUUCAGAAUAGAAACAGUAUUUUCCAAUAUGAUGAAGAAAAGUGUGUUUUUCAGUUUUUAUUUCAUUUUUCUUUUUCAACUUUUAAAAGUGUAUAAUAUAUUUUCACAAGGACUUUAUGAGGACAGAAGGAAAUUUCAGGGACCUUUUACAGAAAAUUUGAAAGAAAAUGUCUGUACCGAAAGUAUCAAAACAUGUGGUGUUCUACUAAACGUAUAUCAGACCAUGCAUCGAUUUACAACAGGAAAAUUAGUUGAGGUUCAACAGUCUGGAACAAAGAACGAAAACACGGUUAGUUUGUACAAAAAUAGGUCCCGAACAUGCCAACUUCAACUUAAAGAAAUGGAAAUGAAUGUUUCGGAGUCUUUAAAUGCAAUUGAUUCUUUGAGCAAAUUAAAUUUGAAUGCAGAUCUCAAACUACAGGAGCUUCAACUUAAAAUGAAAACAAAAACCAACAAAAUGCUAUCAGUAAACAAAUCCCUGUCAUUUUGUGAAAAGAAGUUAGAUGGAUGUACGUUUAACCUUGCAAACACAAGUCUUCUUCUUCGAACGACAAAUGAAACAAUUUAUCGCGCAAUCGAAAAAAUGGAACAAAAAUCACUUGAACUGAACGCCGAGAGAGCAAAAGUAGAUGCAAUCAACAACAGUUUAAAACAAUGUAACAAAGUCCUUAUGGAAGUUUACUCUAAUGUCACCGAUUUUUCCGAGGCCCUUAGAUUAGUGGAGAAGACAGUAUUAAUACUUAAGAAUGAGAGCUUGCGGUGCAAUUUGAUAUUAAAUGACACUUUAUCAAACUUAAACGAAACAUCGAUAGAGUUACAGUCUUCUGAGAUGGAGAAACAGAACUGUUUGAAUCUUCUUGAAAUACAGAAUAAAACAAAAUUAGAAAGUUUCCACAAAAUAUCAAAAAUGAAUAAUUCCUUGAACAGCUGUGAACAUAGCCUUGACAUUUGUAGAGGGAAUAUAUCUAAAUACAAGCUAAAUAUGUCCUUAACUGAGCUCAGGCAUUUGGAAAUGAUAAGCUCUCAGAAGACUAUUACACAAAGAUUAAAGAAUGAGAUUCUGGGUUUGGCUACAUUGAACGAUAGUUUGCAGAGAUGUGAAGAAAACUUACAAGUUGCUUUAAGAAACUUAUCUGAGUAUGACGUCAUAAUCUCUACAAUGAAUACAAACUUAUCCACUGCCAUAUCUUCAUGUUCCAACGAAACAAGCGCAUUAGAGGAAAGAUUACAGAACUGUGAAUCUUCACUUGAAUCAACCACGAAAGAUUUCUCUGAACUUGAAAUUCAAGCAAAAAGAAACAAUGUUACUUGCACUGAAACGCAAAGACUCCUUAAAAAGAAGACAGAAGAAUUUGAGCGCAAUUUAACAGAAUAUAAGUCUUUACUUGACAAAUUAAAAAGUGUUCCUAAAAAAUCAUGGACCGUUGACGAUCUGUGUAGAAACCUUCCUAAUUUCGUGUUCGAAGACAAGGAGCUGUGUCCUUCUUUCUAUGAUUGCAGUCAAAGUAGCCCAUAUCUUCAACAGUGUCCGUAUCCGCAGUUGUUUUCUGACAUCAACGCGAGAUGUCAAGAUCCAAGCACUGUAAACUGUGGCGAACGAAAUAUAACUUAUGGUUAUACCUGCGACUUUGAGAGUCUAUCCGACUCCAACUGUUUCCUGGUUAAUUCCGGUUCCGGAAUAUUCAGCUGGACAAGACAUACGGGAUCUACAUCUUCUAGUGAUACAGGACCGAGUUCGGCCUAUCAUGGUAGUUAUUAUAUGUAUAUCGAAGCGUCCAGUCCUAGGAAGUAUGGAGAUAACGCAGUACUGGAAAGCAACAAAAGAUUUCAAGAUAAAAUCUACUGCCUAAGUCUCUUUUAUCACAUGCGUGGCUCUAAUAUUGGAAGACUGAUAAUCAAAACAGAAAACAGUUCUUAUGGCAAGACUGUAUUAAAACAAAUUACUGGUGAACAAGGAAACACCUGGCAAAAGAUGGACAGUCUUAAUGUCAGUGUGAAUCGAAAUACAAAGAUUCUCAUCGAGGCUACAAGAGGAAGUAGUUAUGAAGGUGAUAUAUCAAUUGAUCUUGUUACCCUUUGGCCAAGGAAGUGUUGAACGUCGGGAAGAAAGACUAAAAGACAAGGCUUUUGGGAGUUCGUUUGAAAAUUAGGAAUAACUGAGAAAGGAAUUUCAGGAAAUAUGGGCACUCUUUUCAUCUAAUUUAUGUAAAUGUUUAACACAGUCGAAUUU
Messenger RNA from Saccostrea cuccullata (small rock oyster), 2237 nucleotides. RefSeq lists its product as uncharacterized. The coding region runs from base 36 to 2102 and encodes 688 amino acids. The transcript has 6 exons. NCBI's taxonomy places the organism in Eukaryota, Metazoa, Mollusca, Bivalvia, Ostreida, Ostreidae. The record is from RefSeq and is a predicted model, not a curated record. Gene Ontology annotation, cellular component: extracellular region; membrane. Gene Ontology annotation, molecular function: chitin binding.